GCUUUUACUGGCCUUGCCAAUAUUGCGUCAGAAAAAAUAGUCGCAGCCUCACCACAAUACAGUACAAAGGUGGGAGGGCUAGCCAACGACUGCAACAUCAACACGAUCUACCACUCCGACUACAACCAGCCUUACGCCUGGUGGAACGUGGACCUGGGUAAGCCUGCUUUUAUCCACGUCAUCCGAGUUUAUCCCGACUACAGUAAAGAGCUCUACAUGACUAGGUUUCACGACGUCGAGGUGAGCAUCGGGUCUGUGGCUGCUGUGGGGGGAGAUGCCUCGUCCUAUGCUGUGACUGGGACUUAUAUAGGACCCUUUCCUAACAGCAGCUGUUGCAGCGUGCAAUUCUCCCUCGACCCUCCUGUCUUGGCUCGUUACGUCCACGUCCGCCGCACAACUGCAUUCGAUGUUCAGCAAGAUUACCUUAUUAUGAAGGAGGUUGAGAUUAUGAGCCCAGAUUUCCAAUGAAAACUAGGCAGGCAUUGCGUGAUCAGUAAAUAGGAUGUAGUAUGAUGUUACACAUAA
This is a messenger RNA of Penaeus monodon (black tiger shrimp), 525 nucleotides long. RefSeq lists its product as uncharacterized. The record is from RefSeq and is a predicted model, not a curated record. Lineage: Eukaryota; Metazoa; Arthropoda; Malacostraca; Decapoda; Penaeidae.